CGUCGCUCCGUGACGGAAGGACUGGCUAUCAGCUCUUCAAUGCUUUAACUCAGCCCGAUAAGAUCUUCUCUUGCAGACAUUAGUCUCUGCUUCUCUUGCCAUUUAAUUAUUUUAUCCUCGUAGAUCAAAACACAUGUUACAAUGGGCUCAAUACCAUCAUUAUCUAUCUUAAUUGUCGUGUCUUGUUUCGGAAUACUGGACAUCGAUUAUCUUCAACCCUCCAUUUAGAAUAACACCCUCCUUAUCCCGCCUACCUGAACCCCCGAUUCUAUCGUUACCCCCGAUCUUCUUGGAGAUAUAUAUAUAACAAGAUGUAUCAGAUCCUCCUCUUCACAUUCCUAUUUCUUGGCGGUUACGUCCAUUAUCUGUGGAAAGCCGAGGCCGCCCUUCACGAACCAUGGGUUCCCGACGUAGGCGACCGACUCUUCAGCCAGCGACCUCUUCCCCCGUUUAAGGAAUCGUCUAGUAUAGCAACCUAUACCUUUCCUCUACGGACUCAGGGCCGGGAUAUCGUCGAUGCUACCGGCCGUCGCUACAAACUCGCCAGCGUCAAUUGGUACGGAGCUAGCGAUGAGCUCUUCAUCCCUGGCGGACUCGAAGUACAGCAUCGCUCUGUUAUCGCUGAAACUAUCCGUAUGCUGGGCUUCAACAGCGUACGCUUACCUUACUCGGACGAAAUGGUCAUCCGCAACCCGCAUAUCCUCCCCCAUCUUCUCACCGCCAAUCCCGACCUCGUAGGUCUACGCGCUCUCGAUAUACUUCAAGCCGUCGUUGAGGCAUUGACCGAUGCCGGCAUCGCUGUCAUCCUCAACAAUCACAUCACAAGUGCGACGUGGUGCUGCGGCGCCGAUCCGUGCGACGCUGGCUGGGCCAACGAUCAAUUCGGCCCCUUGUGCAAAGUCUCACAGACCGAGGAGGAGUGGAUACAACAUUGGGAGACAAUCAUGCAGCCAUUUGUGAAUAACCCGAGAGUUAUCGGCGCUGACCUCAGGAACGAGGUCCGCGGCGUCUGGGGCACCAUGUCGUGGAACCGCUGGGCGGACGCUGCCGAGAAAUGCGGGAACAGGCUCCUCAAGAUGAACAGCGACUGGCUGAUCAUCGUCGGCGGGACAGAGUCCGGGAACGACCUGACGAAGGUACGCGAGCGGCCGAUCAAACUCGACGUGGCGGACCGCGUCGUGUACUCGGCGCACGUGUACGCGUGGUCCGGGUGGGGUAGCCGGGAGGGCCGGUACGCGAAGCGCAGCUACGCGUCCUUCAUCCAGGCGAUGCGCCAGAACUGGGCGUACCUAGUCGAAGACAACGUGGCGCCCGUCUGGGUGGGCGAGUUCGGCGCGCCGCACCAUCCCGGCGCCGGCGACGCAAAUUACUGGCGCAACCUGCUGCGGUACCUCAAACGCAUAGACGCCGACUUCGGGUACUGGGCCAUCAACCCGCGCAAGCCGAAAGACAACGUCCAGGAGACGUACGCGCUUGUGCACGACGACUGGAUCACGCCGAUUCUGGAUUAUCGCAUGCGUGAUAUGACGGAGUUGAUUGCCGGCUCGGGAGAGGGUGGUGAUGAUACGUCGGAUGGGGGGAAGAGCUUUGGCCCGGGAAGUUUAUAGCGCGUUCUGACUCGGGGGAAGCAUGCGCCGCGUUGUGUUUUUGGUUGGAAUGGCGUGGGGGAAUUGUGCUGGAAAUACCCAUCUAGGGAGCGGGAGGAUAAGGACGAUGAGGGCAUGUGCGUUCGCCUUGGCACGGUUGCUAAAGGGUAUUAUUUUGUGAGGGCGGCUAUUAUUCCCGACUGGCGGUGAUUGUCGUGGGUGAGGUUUAGAUUGUGGGUUGGUUAUGAGAGUUAGAUAGAUCCCUAGCGAGUGACUGGCUGGCUUUCGUCAUGCUGGCACGCGAGAGUUGGCUGUGGUUGUGGUUGUUGGGUUGAGGCGGACUGACUUGUCUGCCCUUCGGAAGCGAGUUAUAGAUACCUCUAGACAUGAGACCAAGUAUGAACAAUGAAUAGCGACAGAUUAUGAUUUUAGUUGAAUACUCUCGAUACAUGGGAUUUGUGUGGUUGUUUGAUACGUAAGUAUUGGUUUGGUUCUGGCCUGGAUUAGAGUGAUGGUCAUUAAGGCGAUUUUGUCACUCUAGUUUGGAGGACGGGACAAGGCCAGCGGUUAGCUAGGUAGAUAUUUU
Messenger RNA from Daldinia loculata, 2172 nucleotides. Its product is annotated as glycoside hydrolase family 5 protein. The coding region runs from base 312 to 1607 and encodes 431 amino acids. NCBI's taxonomy places the organism in Eukaryota, Fungi, Ascomycota, Sordariomycetes, Xylariales, Hypoxylaceae. Gene Ontology annotation, molecular function: hydrolase activity, hydrolyzing O-glycosyl compounds. The transcript has a single exon. The record is from RefSeq and is a predicted model, not a curated record.